Molecule: messenger RNA, 963 nt
Organism: Mucor velutinosus
Lineage: Eukaryota; Fungi; Mucoromycota; Mucoromycetes; Mucorales; Mucoraceae
Gene: FBP1
Product: Fructose-1,6-bisphosphatase
Exons: 4
Coding region: 1-963 (320 amino acids)
Source: RefSeq, a predicted model, not a curated record
AUGUAUUACAACAAUAAACAACAAGACGCAUCAACAAAGAGAGGAGGAUCACCCUCUCGCUUCACAUUACCCCCAAUUAGCUCGACGACUCACGUUUCUACGCCAUUGCCGCCAUUACCAAAGAGGCAUGAACCAACAGCAUUCUUUCCUUAUCAACAACAGCAACAGCAACAGCAACAGCAACAGCAGCAGCAACAGCAGCAGCAACAAACACAACGCCAAGUGUCUCAUCCACAACAUCAAAAACACCAUACAAAGAAAUCGACAUAUUCGUAUUCACCCUAUCUAGAGAGUAAUGAUCAUAUUGUCAUGCAGCAACACGAAGAGUAUUACUAUCCAAUUUAUAAUAACAUAACAAGCAAUAGUAACUCUGCCUGGUCAGAAGAUUUACCUCCAACAAUAGAUCACCCCAAGCUAAAAAAGAAGAAUGACAUGAAUGAGAGGAUGGCGGGCAUUAAUCGUGAAUUCAUUGAGAAUCGAGAAAUUUUGUACGAAGAGAAAUUGAAGCAGUUACAGGAUGAAUUAGUUGCUAUAGAGAAGGGCAGCCACGAAAUGUACGAUGAACAUCUAGCAGAUCUAGAGGAGAAGAGACGAAAGAUGAUUCACGAUGCUCGAUUAAUGAUGAUUUAUCAAAUCUCAAGCGUGGAUCAAGAAUUUGACAUGAACAACAAGCUUGUUCAGGAGGAGUGUCUGGCGGAAAGAAGAGAGUUGCAGAAUGCCAUGUUUACCGUGAUAGAGGAGAAGCGUAAGAAGCUAAAAGAAGAUAAGGAUGGGGAAGGCGAAUUAGGGCUAUCUACACAUCAUACACGAAAUAAGCAGCGAUUACUGAGAAAACGAGGCGAGAUACUGGAUGGAUAUUUGACGGCACAACAGCAAUCCUUAUCGUCGCCGGUGAUAAGUCAAAAGAGAAAACAAGAUCAUAUCCUUUUUUUUUUGCCAUCAUUCUAUAAUGUGUAUUACUGA